UAAAUCGACCUUAUCUCUUAAGUUGAUCUAAGAAAAUGUAUACCAAACAUUUCACUCCUCUCGAAUCAGAUCCAGCCAUUUUCUCCGAGUUGAUUCACGUUCUGGGUGUUGAGGAGAAGCUAGAAUUCGUCGAAAUCUACUCCUUCGAUGUCGACACCCUCAUCUAUCUUCCCCGGCCCGUUCUAGCUGUCAUUGUUAUCUUUCCUGAUGAUGACGUCGCCAAAUCUACUAUUACAGGCUUCGGGGAACACAGUCUCACAAGUGAGGAGCGAAGCAGAGUUAUAUGGGCGAAGCAGACGAUCAACAAUGCUUGUGGAUUCUACGCUGCCCUGCAUGCAGUCUGUAACGGCACCGCCAAAGACUUUAUUAAAAGUGGAUCAGUGUUUGAUAUCAUAGCAAGCGCUUCUAACGAAUCUAGGCCGGAUGUAGCAAACAUAAUCGAAACCUCCGACCAGAUCCAGGCCCAGUAUGCAAACGUGGCUGUAAAAGGGUCAACGUCGCCCGGUGCCCCUACCGAUGAAGUCGAAUAUCACUACGUAUGUUUCACAAAAGCCACGAAUUCUCGGUUAUGGCUUUUGGACGGCGACAGAGAUGGUCCGCUGGCUUGCAACGAAGAUUGUGGAGUAGAGGGGGACGUCCUGGACAGUCCGAAUCGGGAAACCAUCCAACGUUUCCUCGUCGAGCACGGUAGUGCAAGUUCGAACAAUUUUGCAAUGAUGGCACUGGUCCAAACUUAGUUUAAAUCGACACUCAGGCAACGCUCGAAGAACAUUCGAUCUCCCGAUAGAUCAACUGCAUUCUCUCCCGUCCACGUUGUAGCACUGUAG
Molecule: messenger RNA, 827 nt
Organism: Exophiala oligosperma
Lineage: Eukaryota; Fungi; Ascomycota; Eurotiomycetes; Chaetothyriales; Herpotrichiellaceae
Exons: 2
Coding region: 36-737 (233 amino acids)
Biological process (GO): protein deubiquitination; ubiquitin-dependent protein catabolic process
Cellular component (GO): cytoplasm
Molecular function (GO): cysteine-type deubiquitinase activity
Source: RefSeq, a predicted model, not a curated record